Molecule: messenger RNA, 3339 nt
Organism: Adineta steineri
Lineage: Eukaryota; Metazoa; Rotifera; Eurotatoria; Adinetida; Adinetidae
Source: the annotation of a GenBank genome assembly
AUGGCCAAUACUGGCCACAAUCAACAACAACAACCACAAGAAAAACAACAAGAUCAUCAACAAAAAGUUAAAUAUUUAUAUUUCAAUUAUAACAAUAAUAAUAACAAUAAUAAUAAUAAUAAUUUAAUUGUUUAUCUAAAUAAAACACCAUCAUCACAAUCUGUAUGCUCUGCGACAUAUCAUCAACAAUCGAUGAUGAGUUCGCCGACAUCUCCUUGGUAUCAUUCAUCAACUCUUGCCGGUGAUAAUAACGAUGAUUCGACAGUUUAUGAUGGAACUAAUUUAACAACAAUGACUAAACAAUCAUCAUCACUUUCAUUAAAUACUGAUUGUACAUAUACAAAUCAACAACCAUAUGAAAAUUAUGGACAUUUUUUUGUCAAAAAAACCUUUCAUAAACCAACAUAUUGUCAUCAUUGUGUCGAAAUGUUAUGGGGUCUUAUUGGACAAGGAUAUUAUUGUGAAGUAUGCAAUUUUAUUUGCCACGAUCGUUGUCGAAAACACGUUAUUUCGCCAUGUUCAAGCAUAGCACCUAUACUUAUCAAAAAUCCCGUGUGUCACAUAUGGUCGGAUAUAUCCCGGUUUAAGCGAAAAUUUUGCAAUAUAUGUCGAAAACGACUUGAAGAUAUUUCAGCUGUACGAUGCGAAGUUUGCGAAUAUUAUGCACAUGAAGAUUGUAAAGAUUUUGCUGUUAAUGAUUGUCGUGAAACAGCUACAUAUGCACCACCAAGAGAUAAUUCAACAACACUAGUAAAACAUCAUCAUCAUUGGCGUGAAGGAAAUUUACCAACAAAUUCUAAAUGUGCAAUUUGUAGAAAAACAUGUUGGUCAAGUGAAUGUCUUGCUGGAAUGAGAUGUGAAUGGUGUGGCAUAACAACACAUAGUACUUGUCGUUCACGUGUACCAGAAGAAUGUGGUUUUGGUACUUUAAGAGAUAUUAUAAUUCCACCGUAUGCUAUAUCAAUUCCACGUAUAGCUGAUCUUAAUAAAGAUCUUAUAUUGGGUAUUGGAAAUAAUAUGCAUAAACCCAUACAAACAACAACGACACCAUCAAAUAAUAGUGCAGUAGCAGGACAAGAUACUACAAUUAAUACAGCAACAGAACCAAAAAGUCCCAUACCUUUCGUAUCACAACGUAGUUUCAAUGAUGUACCAAAAUCAGUGAAAAGAAGUGGUUCAAGUCUUGUUCGACGUAUACAGAGACAAUCAUCAGUUGUAUUACCACGAAAAAAAAAUGCCGCAUCACAACGGCCCACACAAAGGGUGAGAAGUUCAUCAACAGAACAUCCAUCAGGUGGAGAUGCUGAUCCUGGUGCAAUUGAAAGAGAUUAUCGUAGUCGAGCAGCUGAAGCACAUUCAAGUCCAAAUGUACAAAUGGAAUGUACAUCUGGUAAAAAACCACGAGAUAUACGGUCAAAUAAAGGACAACAAGAUGAAGAAGAGGAACGAGAAAUAAUUCGAGUCUAUGAUGGCAAUGCAACCUAUCGCAAUAGCACUCCACGUUCUAUAUCCGUACCUAAACAAGCAACUUAUACCCAAAUUCUGGAGGCCGCUCUCCGCACAUUCCAUAUCAAUGAUGAUAGCACAAAAUAUUGUAUUACUGUACCUACAGAUGAUGGCGAUGGUGAUCAAUCAAUUGAUGAAACAAUGCCAUUGAAAUCCCUUAAACAAUUAAGCGGUCGUAAACUUAAUAUAUAUAUUCGAUAUAAAGAACGAUUUGAUAUGGAUUUUGAUUAUAUUCGCGUUUAUCCUGGCAUACUUAAAACUCAUGAUGGUUAUAAAGUUAUUAAAGUAACAUCAUCUAGUACAACAUCUGAAGUUAUUGCUAAAGCUUUAGCUGAUUUUGGUAUACAUAAUGCUAAUGCGGAAAAAUAUUCAUUGGUCGAAGUAUUACUUAUAUCUAAUGUUAAUUAUACUGAUCGAAUAUUAGAACCUCAUGAAUAUCCUUUACAUGUUUUAAGACAACAGAGAAAAGAAUCUGUUCGUAGUCAUCGUGUAACACGUUUUUAUUUACAACAUAAAGAUGAUCCACAUGGUCCAUCGGUUUCUUUAUUUGUUGGCAAUUUACCUCCCGGUCCAAGUACGGAAAAACAAUAUGAAAAAAUUCUUUUUCAAGAUAUAUUUCAAUCUAAUAAAGAUUUAAAAUGGGAUAAUAUGGAUGUUAUUUAUUAUGAACAUGGAGCUAUGGUUUUAGUUUAUAAUGAUAGUCAUCGUGCAACACGUGCAUUUACUAUUUUACAAAAAGCAUAUUAUGAUCAAAAUAAAUUAUUAGUAUUAAUGUUACCAAAUAUUCAACCACAAGUAUUAACAUCAAAUAUAAGUCCAUUACUUGUAUUUGUUAAUGUUAAAUCUGGUGGACAACAAGGAGCUGAAUUAAUAACGAAUUUUCGUCAUUUACUUAAUCCACAUCAAGUAUUUGAUUUACAAAAUGGUGGACCAUUACCUGGUCUUUAUGUUUUUCGAAAUAUUCCACAUUAUCGUAUAUUAGCAUGUGGAGGAGAUGGAACAGUUGGUUGGGUACUUAGUUGUCUAGAUAAUGUUGGUCAAGAUGCAUUAUGUCAAUCACCACCUGUUGGAAUUGUACCACUUGCAUCAUCAGCAGCAACAAAAGCAGAAGAGAAAAAACAAAAAAUACGAUUACAUAAUCCACCAACAGAUGCUACUGCAGCAUUACCGAUUGUUUUACAAGGUUCAACAAAUGAAGAUAAAACAGAAAUGUUUGUUAUGAAUAAUUAUUUUGGACUUGGUCUUGAUGCUGAUAUUUGUUUGGAUUUUCAUAUGGCAAGAGAAGAAAAUCCGAAUAAAUUUAAUAGCCGAAUACAAGCAAAAGGUUAUUAUCUUAAAACUGGAUUAAGAAAAAUGAUGAAAAAAGGUGGUUUAAAAGAUUUUACACGAGAUAUUGUACUUGAAGUUGAUGGAAAACGUGUUGAGUUACCAUCAUUAGAAGGCAUUGUUAUUAUGAAUAUACUCAGUUGGGCAAGUGGUGCCAAUUUAUGGGGACAUGAAAAAGAUGAUAAAUUUAAUCGACCAACACAUUAUGAUGGCAUGUUAGAAGUUGUUGGUGUUACUGGUAUUGUACAUCUUGGACAAAUUCAAUCAGGUAUACGCUCUGGUGUUCGACUUGCUCAAGGUGGACAUGUUCAUAUUCGAAUGAAUAAUGAUUAUCCAGUACCAGUUCAAGUUGACGGUGAACCAUGGCUUCAACCACCCUGUGACAUAACUAUUAUACGAUCAGCACUUAAAGCAACAAUGCUUCGAAAACGUAAAUCUAAGAUCAAACGUCGAAAUACGGAACCAACUGUUUUCUUUCCUGAUGCAGAUGAUGACUCAAAAUGUUAA